UCUGCUGCUCUGCUUUAACAAAUGAAAAUAAAUAAAAUCACAAGAGCUCUUUAGUGCAUCAAAGCCUAUUGAACUAGAGCACUGGUUUUUCAACUUUGGGAGGGGUUCAUGAGCCCCUCCAAGAAUCUGAUUAAAGCUAUGGACCCCCUCCUUAGAAAAAUGUAGAUACAAAAUAUUGCAUACAUUUUAUUUUAUUACAGGGGUUGCACCCAGUUUAUGGGGGCCUAAUCAUGGAUCCCCUAGGGUUAAAAACUCCUGGACCAGAGUAAAGGAACAUAGGCACAGAAGAAAAGUGAGGAAUACAGAACAACAGCCACAUGAGGCUUUGUGUGGGCACAUUGUUGACAUUGUGCUUUGAUUCCGAAAGGGGAAAAAUAACUGUGGUUUGCCUUGUUGUCUAGCCACAACACAGAGUGGUUGCAACCCCCACCCCAGCAAACACUGGUAUCCACUGUGUGGGCACUACCCAAUGGAUCACCCUUCACCAGGCCUUCCCUCACAUUAAGUGCCGGCAAUUGUUGUUGUUGUUGUUGUUGUAUGGGGGAGGGUAAUAAAUAAGUCUGUUAGGUACUUCUGGAGCUCUAACCAGGAAUCCCAUGGCAAGUAAGUCUACCAGGACCCACUGACAGGAGGGGACCCAUCAGAGGUUCAUUCACCCCUUCAGACCCACAGAGAAAUCAAAUACUGUCUGAAAUGUGCAUCCUCUUGCUCGGAAAUUGGCAUGUUUUACGGGUCUCAUGUGCACUGACACAAACAAAUGAACCUCUUCCAUUUGGUCUAGCUUUUCCCCAUCUCAUUUUGGAUCCAGGAGGCUGGGAUUCCUCAGACCAGACCCAUGUAGACAAGUGACUCUCAAACUAUUCAUUCAAAGUUUCUUUAGUGACAUGUAGAAGGGACCAACCCAGCAUUUAUGCAACUGGGAAUGUGCAGGGAUAUAGAGAAGUUGUUGUGUUUAAAAAAGAAUAAGAGAAAAGGGAGAUUAAUCACAGUCUGUGUGGGAUUCCAUGGAAUGGAGCCAUAAACAUUUAUUGGAACAAAUACGCUCCUAAUUACCCUUGUAGGAUAGAGCAGUAGAUCUUCCCAAAACAGUUUUUAAAAAAUGUUUUUAAAAAAUGUUUGGGAUUCUACUCAGAAAGGGCAGUUUUGGAGAAUGAGUUUCGAGCAAGAAAAAAGGGUUAGGCUGUUAAAGGGAAGUCCUACGUCUAGACAAAGCAGAUGUGAUGGGUGUGUUUUGCAGUGUGAGUUGUGUACCAUGCAGCUGCUGGGUAAAAUCAACUGUGAGGUCUCUAGGAGGUCUCAGCUGACCUGCCAGGGCUGUUUUAAGGAUUAAAGGAAUAUACGUAUGUUAGGUGAGCUAGCCUUAAAUGGGGUUUAAACUUGGGCUUAUUAUGGACCCCCUCUAGCUGGGACCUGGCCUGAAACAGGAUAUCCUUGCUCCAUGUGUGAUGUAAGUACAGCAUCCCUGGGAGAUAGCCAUCCAGCCUCUGCUUAAAUACCUCCAGGGAAGGAGAACCCCCUUUAGCCAUUUGUUAACAGCCCCUUACUAUCAACAUUCCCCUAAUGUUUAGCUUCAAUCUGCACCCCUGAUGUUUAGGGUUAAUGCUUUUAGUCAUGGUGCCUGCACCUAUUAUGAAGGCUAAACACUAAUGCUAAGUUCUCCCAUGCCAAUUGUCCCUGCUUUGGGGAAAUUUCCUUCCUGCUUUAUCAUUGAAGCAGGAUUUCUUGUGCAGUCAUAUCCCAGGUGCCAAUUUUGGAAACAGAAACUCUUGUUUCUUUCUCUUAUCCAGCUGGCUGGCAGAGGGGGGUGGUUGUGGACAGGAGUGCGCUGGAGAAAAGCAGAGAGUUCCAAGCGCAAUUGACUUUGGAGUGUACAUUCUUGCGGUGUAAUUAUCUCAUCAGAAGUGCAGCUUGACUCAGUGAGCAGAGAGACAAAGCAUCUUUAAAUGAAGCCAGGCUGUGUUCCAAAAACCUGUAGGGGGGCAAGAGAGGAGGGAGAUGGUGGGAGGGUUUAAAAAAAAUCAUAAUAAUAAAACUUCCUGCAGUUGUCAGGAGGACGUGAGCCAGGGAUUGGAGAAGCAAUUGACGGGGCUUCCCUGCACGCAGACACAGAGUGCUUGAAAGCUGUCUCCUAUCACACUUCUUCAGAGGAAGGUGCAAUAGGUCACAGCGUGGGACUGAAGGAGCUCAGAUACACAGGAAAGCUUUCUGAGGCAGGACUGGAAUAUGAGGAGCUGGGGAGCACUGGCAUAUCUCUUCUUCCCUGUUUGGGCAGGGGUGAAUCCAGUGGUUCUAGGACUUGGCCCCCAUGUGAAGGGGAAGGAUGCUCCUGCAAGGCACCUCCAGCACCAGCUGCAGCAUGGCUCCUGCACCUACACUUUCCUGCUGCCAGAGCUUGGGGGCUGUGACUCGCCUGCUGCCGAAUACCAGGUUUCCAACUCACUCCAGAGGGAUGCUCCCUCCCUAGCCGAGGCCAAGUGGCCAGUAAAGAGGCUUCAGCAACUGGAAAACAUCAUGGAAAAUAACACCCAGUGGUUACAGAAGCUGGAGAACUAUAUCCAGGAUAGCGUGAGAAUGGAAACAUCUGACAAUCACCUCAGUGCUGUGCAGAACCACACAGCUGCCAUGUUGGAAAUUGGAACCAGCCUUCUGAACCAAACGGCUGAGCAGACUCGCAAGCUCACUGAUGUAGAGAUGCAGGUUUUUACCCAGACCUCAAGGCUGGAAAUCCAAGUGCUGGAAAACUCCCUUUCUACCAACAAGCUUGAGAAACAGCUGCUGCUGCAGACUCAGGAGAUCAGCAAACUUCAAGAGAGGAACAGCUUCCUAGAGAAAAAGGUCCUGGCUAUGGAGGGGAAACGUGAGGAAGAGCUUCAAGGCUUCAGGUCUGAGAAACAGGAAAUGCAGAGGUUGCUGUCCAAGCAGGUGGACCUCGUUGGGCAUCUGGAACAGCGUCUGGGCACUGCCAUGGUCAACAACACAGUCCUCCAGAGACAGCAGGCCUCCCUGGCAGAGACUGUGAAGCUCUUGAUAGACUUGGUGUCCCAGUGCAACCACAUUUCUCACAUCCGCCCAGAAGAGCAGAAGACAUUCAAGAACUGUGCAGCUGCAUACAAAUCAGGGUUCACCACUAGUGGCAUCUACACACUGCAGUUCCCCAACACUACGGCCACCGCAAAAUCCUUGCAGGUCCUCUGCGACAUGGAGACCAGCGGAGGCGGCUGGACUGUAAUCCAGCACCGGACAGAUGGUUCUGUCGACUUUCAGCGCACCUGGAAGGAGUAUAAACAGGGCUUUGGGUCCCCACCUGGAGAGUAUUGGCUGGGCAAUGAAUUCAUCCACUUGCUCACCACACAAACUUCCUACUACCUUCAUGUCAAGCUCCAAGACUGGGAAAACAAUGAGGCUUAUGCCUUGUAUGACCACUUCCAUGUAGGCCCUGAGGAGCGUAACUACCGGCUUUAUGUCGGGAGAUACAGUGGCACAGCUGGUCGCACGAGCAGCCUUAGUCCCUCAGGGACAGACUUCAGCACCAAGGACAUCGACAACGACCACUGUGCAUGCAGGUGUGCACAGAUGGCAGGUGGAGGCUGGUGGUUUGAUGCUUGUGGACCCUCCAACUUAAAUGGCAUUUAUUACCCGCCCAGCCCUGCCAUGAACAGGUACAACGGCAUGAAGUGGCACUACUGGAAAGGCCCCAGCCACAGUCUGAAGGUGACCACCAUGAUGAUCCGCCCUGUUGAUUUCAGAGAGGAAUAAGAGGAGCUCGCCAUGUGGCUGAGAUGGGCAGGCUCCAGCAAGAUCAACCGAAAAUCAAAUGCAGCGUUGUGUCUCUCUCCAAACUUGUGCAAUCUCAACGGGGGAACUAUGGGUGGGUGUACUUUCUGGGAGUCAAAGAACAUCACUGUACUUCAUAUUGGCGGCCACAGGGGGCACCUACCACAGAAGAAGCACCAGGCAUAUCCCAGGUGCACCCUUGACUGUCCUGUGUAUAUACCGGUAAGGAACUCCUAUAAAGUCCAGAAUCCUGAGGCUGAAAACGGCUUGACUUUUAA
Messenger RNA from Zootoca vivipara (common lizard), 4052 nucleotides. RefSeq names its product angiopoietin-2-like. The record is from RefSeq and is a predicted model, not a curated record. Lineage: Eukaryota; Metazoa; Chordata; Lepidosauria; Squamata; Lacertidae. Gene Ontology annotation, biological process: blood coagulation.